Messenger RNA from Colletotrichum destructivum, 429 nucleotides. RefSeq lists its product as uncharacterized. The record is from RefSeq and is a predicted model, not a curated record. Bases 117 to 410 code for a protein of 97 amino acids. NCBI's taxonomy places the organism in Eukaryota, Fungi, Ascomycota, Sordariomycetes, Glomerellales, Glomerellaceae. The transcript has a single exon.
CCACUCAUCACACGCCAGUCUUGCAUUCUCGCUUCGAUCUCUCACAACAAAACGUCCUCCUUGGCGAACUCCUAUCUCGUUCACCGCCCACAAUACCUCCAGAUAUAACCGCAAAGAUGCAGUUCAGCACCCUUCUCUCCAUCUCACUCCUCGUCCUGGGCGCCUCAGCUCAGCUCUCGGGGCCCAACGGCAAGCGUUUCUGUGCCGGUGCUGCCAUCUCUUGCCAAUACAAGAAGGGCCGCUGCGCCAACGCCUGCAGAGAUACCGCCAACGACUUCCAGAACGGCAACGCCCCCGUCGCCCCCAUCUACGACACUGUUUGCUCGUGCCCCGAUGGUCAGCCCGGCAACGAGUACACCGGCGCCGCCUGCAUCGAUCUCAUCCGCUGGGCACAGCGUCACAAGUGCUAAAACCUGACGCCACGAUCCG